CCAGGAGGUCCAGCAGUAGACAUCCUUUGUAUAGGCUACAUAAACUGAGUGGUUGGCGACAUACAGCUCAGCAAUGGUGGAUGCCAAUAAGGGACCAAGCAUACUUGAACAUGUGCGCAAGACCGUGGAUGUCACUGUGUAUGACACCAAAUGGAUACCAUGCAGCGCUCGAUUUGUGCUGCUGGGGAGCCAUUCGAAAUCAACAGGAUCAAUUCAGGUGUAUGAACUCGCAGGCAACGAUGUGAAGAGAGUCAUAGCGCUCCAGCUCGUGAAACACUUAGGGCCGGUAGAAGAUGUAACUGCUUCUUCUUUCGUUGAAGCGGUUGAUGUACCCUCCCCGUUUCAAGAGUUGGCCAAAGCUAUUGACUCCUUAGUCACCCCGCAGACGCAUCCGGACCCAACUAUACUCUGUACGUUCGAUGUGUCUGAAGUCUUAGAGGACCUUCAAGGUGAGUGGUCGGCAAGGGACCCUCGUGAGCUCUGGAUGGCAUUCAGUAGAGGUCCUAGAGGGGAACACUUCAGUGUGGAAGUUGGUGAAGGUGGUUGCAAGUGUGGCGCCUUCGUAGACAUUGGCUCCACGCGAAACUUCAUAAGUCGCAACUGCGUUGAGAGACUGCGCCUAAAGGACCAGGUGCAGUGCCUUAGUAGACCGGUAGCAUCUACUUUGACCAACAAAGAGCGCAUGACAGUGGAAGACUACGUGAAAGACGUAGUCUGCACUUUCUCCUACCCAGGAGGAGAAUUAAAUCAUAAGAUAUUUUUCCUGGUGAGCGGCGAUUUGCCUUUCGGCAUGUUGUUGGGCAUGUACUACCUCGAGGUUGCCAAGCCCCAGUUUGACUGGGACAAAAAGGUGUUGAAGCACGAGUUGCCAAAUGGGAGGACCGUUAGGCUGGCUAAGUAUAAAGCUAGUAGGUUAAUAGACUCCUAUGGGUGCUUAUGUGCAUCUGGCUUCUAUAACUAUUAUAAACAGAACCAAGAGGAAGGAAUGUACUUGGUCUAUGUCUCUGCGAAAGGGGAGGCCGUUAAAACACCCCCAGAGAUAGAGACCAUCGUCGCUAAGUACCCUGAUCUGUUCGAGGAGCCCUCGGGAGUCGUAGACAGGGAGGUUGUCCAUGCCAUAGAGAUCAUCCCAGGUAGCAAGACACCUAAAGGGAGAAUCUAUAGGAUGGCUCCGACCGAGUUGGACGAGCUUCGUCGACAACUGAAAGAGCUCACAGAAAAGGGUUGGAUUCGGCCUAGCACUUCCCCCUUUGGCUCGCCAAUCUUAUUUGUUCCAAAGAAAUGGGGGACACUAAAGAUGUGCAUUGAUUGUAGAGGCCUCAAUGCCAUCACCGUUAAGAACGCAGAGCCUCUACCCCGCAUCGACGACCUAUUGGAUAGGGUGAAGGGGUGUAAGUAUUAUACCAAGAUAGACUUAAAAUCCAAUUACCAUCAGAUUGCCAUAAGACCAGAGGACCAGCACAAAACCGCAUUUCAGACCAGGUACGGUUUGUACGAGUUUGUGGUGAUGCCCUUUGGCCUUUGCAAUGCGCCGAGUACAUUCCGACACACCAUGAAUAGGAUCUUCUAUGAUUACUUAGAUAAGUUCGUCGUCGUGUACCUCGACGAUAUAUUGAUCUUUAGUAAAACUGUCGAGGAGUAUGCUCAACAUGUAGACAAAGUACUUUCACUCCUCCGACAGCACAAGUAUAAGAUAAACGCAAAGAAAUGCGAGUUCGGUAGCACUCGAAUCUUGUACUUGGGUCAUGAAGUAUCCGCAGAUGGAAUUAGGCCCGAAGAUACAAAGGUGGCUAGCAUAAGUGACUGGCCACGACCCCAGUCUGUGACUGAGGUCAGAUCAUUCUUGGGAAUGUGUGGUUAUUACCGCAAUCUCGUAAAAAAUUAUAGUACGAUCGCAUCUCCCUUGACUGAUCUAACUCGACUUGACACACCAUGGGACUGGACCGACGAGUGUGAGGCAGCUUUCAAGCGGUUGAAGCAUGCUCUCACGCACCAUGAAGUUCUCAUGGUACCCGAUCCGCAAAGGCCAUUUGUUGUAACCACUGACGCAAGCCAAUACGGCAUUGGCGCAGUGUUGGCUCAGCAGGAAGGGAAAAAGUUGACACCGGUCGAGUACAUGAGCCAAAAGAUGCCAUCAAAGAAGUUGGCAAAGUCCACCUACAAAAGGGAACUCUAUGCUCUCUACAAGGCGCUUGUCCACUUGAGGCAUUAUCUGUUAGGGAGGUUCUUCUAUUUGAGAACUGACCAUCAGACCCUCAAGUGGAUCAAGACCCAACCAAUUCUCUCCGAUGCACUCAAACGCUGGAUUGAAGUCAUAGAUCAGUAUGACUUCAAACUAGACUACGUGAAGGGAGAGUACAACAAGGUUGCGGAUUCGUUGUCUAGAAGGGCAGACUACCUAGGUGCGCUGAUUUAUGAAUUUGGCUUAUCUGACGACGUGACUCGAUCUUUGGGGGAAGCCUACAAGGAAGAUCCCAUCAUGAUGGACAUCAUCAACAAACUACAGGCCAAAGACAAGGUCACGACUGACGAGUUUGUGAUGGUGGAUAGGUUGCUCUUUCUUGAGAAGAGUAUCUCCAUGGAUUUCAUGGACACUCUCGUGACCAGCAAGAAUGACAAGAGGCACGUCUUCAUCAUAGUGGAUAGGUUCACUAAGUAUGCUAGACUAAUUGCCAUGUCGGAGACUGCGAGGACUGAGCACGUCAUUAAGUUGUUCAUGGAUAACUGGGCUGAGAAGCCGGCUGCAAUUAAGUGCGGAACAUUCGGAGCAUCCAGCCUGGCGCACCGAAACCUGGCCACUGGAGACUUUGAUGGAAACCUCCAUAUAUGGUGAGCAUCACCUCUACUUGUUCCUGUCUUUUCUCUUUUUUGCCUUAGUCUUUUUUCAACUUCUCUCUUUGCCUGCUUGUUCUAUGUGCAAGACUCCAGACAGCCAUUGUCAUGAAUGUGAAGCACAACAAAAGACAGCCAUUGCU
Molecule: messenger RNA, 2975 nt
Organism: Chara braunii
Lineage: Eukaryota; Viridiplantae; Streptophyta; Charophyceae; Charales; Characeae
Source: the annotation of a GenBank genome assembly